Messenger RNA from Perca fluviatilis (European perch), 1512 nucleotides. RefSeq lists its product as uncharacterized. The record is from RefSeq and is a predicted model, not a curated record. Bases 99 to 1361 code for a protein of 420 amino acids. The transcript has 12 exons. Lineage: Eukaryota; Metazoa; Chordata; Actinopteri; Perciformes; Percidae.
AGAAGGUUUGUCUCUUGUCGGCUACUGUACCUACUCGAGGAAGUUGUUGCAAUUUCAUUCAUUCUGUAGAGUUUCAAUUACAACACUUCAUUUCCAAAAUGCGUAGAAGAACCGAAGCUCAAGCAUCAAACAAUGAACCUGUCAAUGCUGAUAGAAAGGAUCCGGAUCAAAGAUUGCACAGCCAAGCUGCAGCUGAAGGCCGAGUGUCUUACAGCUCUGUGCUCAUGAUCGUUGGAAAGUGUUUACUUUUGAUCAUCUUCAUCCCUCCGUUCCUCAACUAUGCAUCGCUGCAGAGAGAAGGACAGAUGCUCUUUCCUAAAGACGGCCAAAUAGUUGAUGUUGGUUUGGGUCAAAAGAUGCAUCUGUUGUGUAAAGGACAGGGGCGACCAGUAGUCAUACUGGAUGCACCAGCUGGAAUGUCCUCAGACGUUUGGUUACACGUCCAGGAGAGUGUGGCCACAUUAACAAAGGUCUGUACCUAUGACAGAAUGGGACUGGGCUUCAGCAAGCGGCUGAUGCAGAAUGAAACCACAGGAACGGAGAAAGUUUGGGGGAUGUCAACGACUGGACGGAUGGUGGAUGAUCUGCACCGACUCCUACAGGCCGCCGAGAUAGCCAAGCCCUUCAUCCUGGUGGGCUCUGAGCUCGGCACGCUCAACGGCAGGUUUUACAGCCACAUUCAUGAUGUGCAAGUGUCAGACCUGGUGCUGAUUGAUCCCAUUCCAGAGGACGUUUUUGAGGACGACCAGUGGAAAGAGUACUGGUCACGGCAGCUUCCUGCGGCCACGCUCGCAUCACGCGAGGCGGUACUAAAUCUGCAAUGGAAAAAGAAGGAUGGGGCAGCGCGGUCGAGUCAAACUGGUACUAGCAGUGGGUAUGGUAAGCUGUUGCCCUCGCUCCAAACCAGGCAGUUUUCAGCGGCUACAGGGCUGAGCCGCAUGCUGAUCAUCCUCGGGGUGAUUGAACCGACUAUUAAAGGCGAAAAUGUCUCAGAGGAGGUCAUCCAGCGCCAGAAAUACCUACUAAGUAACCCUGCCCACCAGAGCAGUGCUGUGGAUGAGCAUUACUUUUUGAAUGAAAGUGCAGCUCAAGUAAGGGACAUCACACAGUUUAAGCCGCUCUCCAGCCGGACGUCGGUGAGUGUGAUCACUGGGGAUUCCUUUGACCAGCAAAUACCAGAACAUCUAAACCAGAUGGUAGCUAAGCUUCAAAAGACGUUUCUGGAGGAGUCCUACCCAUCAGCCAAUCACGUUCACAUAAAAGGAGCAGACCGGCGAAUGAUCUACAACAAGCCAUCUGCCAUCAGCCAGCACCUGAGGAAGCUAGUCAACCAACGACAAGCCAAACAGCAGAGCGAGUGACCCUCGGCCAACGUGUAACAGUACCCCAGACAUGGACAGGGUAAUCACUGAAUAUGUUUUAAAUAUUCAAGUUAUCUUUUUACCUUUCCCUGCAGCAAUCUGUGGAGAUUGUGUACAUGUCUGGUAAAGGUUCAUCAAGAAGUCAAUUAGU